Molecule: messenger RNA, 780 nt
Organism: Jatropha curcas
Lineage: Eukaryota; Viridiplantae; Streptophyta; Magnoliopsida; Malpighiales; Euphorbiaceae
Gene: DHNAT1
Product: Thioesterase superfamily protein
Biological process (GO): phylloquinone biosynthetic process
Cellular component (GO): peroxisome
Molecular function (GO): 1,4-dihydroxy-2-naphthoyl-CoA thioesterase activity
Source: RefSeq, a predicted model, not a curated record
CAACAGUAAACGAAAACUUCUAUCUUAUCCGGCCAUUGACACUUGACAGGAAAGCUUAGGCUCUUUGGUUUGGUUGUUUUGAGACAAAAUACGAUGGAAGAAUCAUCCUCAUCCUCCAACACAGGAAAGCUCGAUGCCCCACUUGAUGCGAUUGGUUUCGAGAUUGAAGAGUUGUCCCCUCAUAAGGUCACCGGCCGCCUUCUUGUUACCCACAAGUGCGUUCAGCCAUUCAAGGUGUUGCACGGCGGAGUAUCCGCUCUGAUCUCGGAGGCGCUGGCCAGCAUGGGGGCCCACAUGGCUUCCGGAUUUCAAAGAGUCGCUGGUAUUCACCUUAGCAUCAGUCAUCUGAAACGUGCAGAGCUUGGCGACCUUAUCCUCGCUGAAGCUUCUCCUCUCAACCUUGGCAAGACCAUUCAGGUGUGGGAGGUACAGCUCUGGAAGGUUGAUCCUUGUGACAGAGGAAGCAAAUGCAAAUCCUUGGUUUCAUCAUCCAGGGUUACUCUUCUAUGCAAUAUGCGUGUGCCCGAGCAUGCAAAAGAUGCUGCAGACAACCUCAAAAAGUAUGCAAAACUAUGAACUCUGCUAUACGUCUAUAUGUAGUUGCAAAUGCAACUAUGAUAAAACCCUACUGCAGAUAGUGCAUUUCCGGUUUACUUCUAUAUAUGCUUAUUCCCCCUCGCCUAUUAUGAUGCUUUGAUAAAUGUGAGCUAAGAAACUUGCACUCAUUGAUGUGAUUAUCAUAAACUGUCAUUAUAAGUUCAUCUAGAUAAUUAAGCCAAA